UGCACAAACCGCUCCGCACUUCGCUCGCCGGACGACUGAGAUUCGUCGCCGGAAGUUGUGGAAUCGAUGAGCGUUUCGGGCAGAGGAGCAUCUCCGUCGACGGAGCCGGCCGAGCCGCUUUACUCGGCUGGGAAGAUAUCGGUGUGGUGGGACAUCGAGAACUGCCAAGUCCCGGUGAACUGCGACCCGCACGCCAUCGCGCAGAACAUUAGUUCCGCGCUGGUGGCGAUGAACUACCGCGGGCCUGUUUCCAUUUCCGCCUACGGCGACACGAAGAAGAUCUCAUCGUCGACUCAACACGCCCUUAACAGCACCGGAAUCGCUCUGAACCAUGUCCCGGCUGGUGCUAAAGAUGCAAGCGACAAGAAGAUUCUUGUGGAUAUGCUGUUUUGGGCAGUGGAUAAUCCUGCCCCUGCGAAUUAUUUGUUGAUAUCUGGCGAUCGAGAUUUUUCUAACGCUCUCCAUCAGUUACGAAUGCGCAGAUACAAUAUUCUUCUAGCACAACCUCAAAAUGCUUCUGCAGCUCUUGUUGCUGCAGCAAAGAAUGUAUGGCUAUGGACAAGUCUUUUAUCAGGAGGCCCACCUCUUCCUAAGAGCGAGUUCAAUCAAUUAACUAUGGCAGAUAGUGUUUCCAUUCAUUCAAAUCAGUCCUCUGCUAAGCAGCCUGAUAGUCUUCAUUAUGCUAACAAUAAGUUUGGCAACAACAUCGGACGUGGCCCAGAUGUUAAUUAUACGGGCAAACACAUUCGAAGAAAUAUAUUUCAAUUCAGUAGUAUGUCAAGAAAUUCAAGUACGAUGGUGAGACCUCAUGAAGACCAUAUUAACCCGAUAUUCCAUCAUGGACAGGAUUACUCUAAAAAUUUCAACAGUUCUCAAGAUAUAGCAGCUCAUACACCAGGAUUUCGACCUAUUCCCAACAAUUCUCAACAAUUUCGACCUACUCCAAGCAUCACUUACCCUGUAUCAUCUUUGAUGAAUGCUAGUAACACAACAAAACAAUGUCAAAACUCCUCAACAAUGCCAGCAAGACCAAACAUGCCACCGCCAGCAAGAGCCAAUCCGUUUCCACCGCUUCCACACAGCCGCCCUACAUUUGCUCCUGACAAUGGCAGGCCAAAAGUUAGUGAAUUUCCCAUUAGUGGAUGCAACCCUUCUCUUUUUCAACCAAGUAAUGAAAAAGAGGUGAAACCAUUUCCAAGUAUCAAUUCUUCUGAUCAUCCAAACCUCAACGUGCCUCAGAAAGGACAAAAUAUCCAAGAACAAACUUCAAUUUACAGUGAGAAAGAUUCCAACAGUUACCAGCUCUAUGGGAAAGAGAGUGUGACGUCAACUUCAUCCACAACCCGUUCUGACUAUGACUAUGUGCUGAGCCUUGGGGAGGUUAUUAUGCGUGCUUUGGAUAUGCUAAAAAAGGAGAUGCUUAUGCCAACUGAAGAAAACAUCACUGAUUGCAUUCGUUUUGGAGACCCACGUUAUCGUGACACUAAUGUUCAGAAGGCUCUUGAGAGUUCACUUAAACAUCAGAUGGUAGUAAUGCAAAACUUAGGAACCUUGAAACUAUAUGUGCGCAAGAAUAGUUUAUUGUGGAAGUGUGCCAAUCUAAUUGGUGGAAAUCCAAAGGAAUAUUCAACAGAAAUCUGGGAUAAAAUCUAUAAAUUCAUAUCUUCCACUGUUGGAAAAUCUGCUCUGUUGGCUACUCGAAGCAGGUAUGAAGCAGCAACUGUUUUAAGGGACAAUAGUUUAAAAGAGUUUACCCUUGGUGAAGUACUUAAGAUCUUGCACAUGGUUAUCAAUAUUAAAAAAUGGAUCACGCAUCAUCCAUCAGCAUGGCAGCCAAUCACUAUUACUGUUGCAGAGACUAACAAUGCCACGGUCCAGGACAUGUUCAACUGUUUGAGUAUUUGGAAACUGGCAAGUACAAGCCUGCUUCGGAUUUCUUACAAUGAAGAUUAGAGUAUAUGCCACAUGGAGACUGGAUCUGUUUUAGCCCCUCACUGGUCUUAUACUUGGAAUCGUAAAUAUCAUCUUCUAUUCAUCUACAUCUAUCCUAUAUCUGGAAAGUAGUAUACUACUAUGAUGGAAUUACCAUCAAUGAAUUCAAAGAGAAUAAGUUCUUAACAGAACUUAUUUGAGGAGUCUUUGAUUACCUUGGAGCAUAUAAAUCUCUGAUCGAAGUCAGUAAUCCUGCAUUGGUAUGGGUGCCGGUUGUGCUACAAAUAUACUUGUGGGCUUCUUCGGUUAAAAAACAAGCGUCCUACAAAAAAAGCAUCAAUGAACAUGUUUUCUUCUGAACAUUUUUGAGAUUUACAGUUAGAAGGAAACUAGAAACAAACAGUCAGUAUUUUGUAUAAAUGCUGAAUGCCGCUGCCAAUGAAGUGUUGCAAGGUUGAGGUAUUCACCAAAGGAUCACUCGAGUUCCACAUUCAGCUUGGCAUUCGAACACAAAUGGAUGCUUCGUAUCCUUU
Messenger RNA from Cuscuta campestris, 2465 nucleotides. Lineage: Eukaryota; Viridiplantae; Streptophyta; Magnoliopsida; Solanales; Convolvulaceae. The record is from the annotation of a GenBank genome assembly.